This is a messenger RNA of Aphis gossypii (cotton aphid), 12188 nucleotides long. RefSeq names its product dystrophin, isoforms A/C/F/G/H. NCBI's taxonomy places the organism in Eukaryota, Metazoa, Arthropoda, Insecta, Hemiptera, Aphididae. Gene Ontology annotation, molecular function: zinc ion binding; protein binding. The record is from RefSeq and is a predicted model, not a curated record. The transcript has 67 exons. Gene Ontology annotation, biological process: synaptic signaling. Bases 272 to 10960 code for a protein of 3562 amino acids. Gene Ontology annotation, cellular component: plasma membrane.
GAGACACCAGAUUACACAGUUACAAUCGUAUAAUUUACCUGAGAUUUAUUAUCCGAUCGUUGUGAUGACGACGGAGCUUUUUAUACUUACCGCGCCCGUAGCCGUCUAAUCGUCUAGACUCCGCUGUCAGCUAGCGUAUCUCGGCGUGCUGCCGUGUAUUUUUCUCGGCUAAUCCCCGCGUCUGAGAUGUGACACGGCGCAGACACCUGUUGCUAUUUUUCUAUUGCGAAUCCGGUCGUAAAGACUUUUCGUGUCGUCUUCCCGUGAUAUUAUGGCUACGAUGGACAACAUACUCGUCGAUGAACGUGAAGAUGUUCAAAAGAAAACAUUUACCAAGUGGAUAAAUUCACAAUUGUCAAAAGAAAACCAUGAAAUCAUAUCUGACUUAUUUUUGGAUUUACAAAAUGGCACUAAAUUACUUUAUUUGUUAGAAAUUCUAACUGGCUUUCAAAUUAAACCAGAAAAAGGAUGUAUGAGAGUUCAUCACCUGAAUAAUGUAAAUAAAGCUUUACAAAUAUUGGAACAAAAUAAUGUAAAACUGGUGAAUAUAAGUAGUAAUGAUAUAGUUGAUGGUAGUCCAAAACUAAUAUUAGGAUUAGUAUGGAGUAUUAUAUUGCAUUGGCAGGUUGAUUGUCAUUUGAAAGAACUAAUGUCUGAAUCACAGCAAACAAAUUUAGAAAAGACACUGUUAGCAUGGUGUCGUAAAAAUACAGAAGGUUAUGGUGUUGACAUUAAAAAUUUUACUACAAGUUGGUCAGAUGGGUUAGCAUUUAAUGCAUUAAUACACAAGUUCAGACCUGAUCUUUUAGAUUAUGAUUCUGUUCUAAAACAACAUCCAAAUGCUAGACUUGAAAAUGUAUUUUUUGCUGCUCAUCAACAUUUAAAUAUUGAACGUUUAUUAGAUCCUGAAGAUGUUAAUACAUCUAUACCAGACAAAAAAUCUGUUAUGAUGUACGUUAUGUGCUUGUUUCAAAGAUUAUCUCAAUACUCAGAUGAAAUAGGAGCUUUAAAAACUGAUACACAAUACGAAGAAGAUAAAUUCAAAAAAUCUGAUGAAAGACCAUUAAGUAUGUUAACAAAUAUAUCAGUUGAACUUGGUGGUUAUCAAACUGCAUUGGAAGAAGUUUUAACAUGGUUACUAGAAGCUGAAGAUCGUUUACACCAAUCAGAAAAAACACCUGAAGAUUUGGAGGGUGUUAGGGAAAUAUUUCAUAUGCAUGAAAAUUUUCUUAUUGAAUUGUCACAUCAUCAAGAAGGAGUUGGAUCAAUAUUAGAAGAAGGAGCUAGAAUGUUAGCUGAUGGCGGUUUAACUGAAGAAGAAGAACAAGAAGUUCGUAUUCAAAUGAAAUUGUUAAAUUCGCGGUGGGAAAAAUUAAGAAUUACUGCUAUGGAAAGGCAAACUAAAAUACAUGAAUCUUUAAUGGGAAUCCAGCAAAAACAAUUAGAUGAAUUACGUUUGUGGUUAACACAAACUGAAGACCGUAUAUCACAUUUGUCACAAUCUGCUAAAAUGGAUGUUGACUGCUUACGUUCACAGCUUGAAGAACAUUCUGCACUUAGAGCUGAUUUAAGGAAACAGCAGCUAUCAGUUGAUUCAUUAUCUAAUCUUGUAGUAGUCAUAGAUGAAAAUGCAUUCCCCGACUCUGUACAUGUACAAAUGGAAGAUGAAUUAUCUGCCUUGGGUGAACGCUGGGCUCAUAUUUGUAAGUGGGCUGAAGAAUAUGGUGUUAAGUUACAGACAUUAUUAAUGAAGUGUAGUCGUAUUACGGAACAACUAUCAUGGUUACAAUCAUGGUUUGAUUCAAAAGAAAUAAAUCUUAAACAUAUGGAAUCCAAACAUGUUACUGAAGUGGCAGAAAUUUUAGAUAGAAUCAAACAAUUACAAACAUUACGCCACCAAAUGUCAAGUCAACAAAAAAAUAUUAAUCAUCUUCAAACUAAAAUUCAGAAUUUGGAAGAAGAAUUUUUGUAUACUGAUGAUUGUCCUUAUUCAGAAAAAAUAGAAACUCUACAAGACAGAUGUGAUGCUUUAGUGCAAAUUAUUGAAAUACAAGCUCAAAGAAUAUUAGAUGCUGGUUUUGAAUUUGAUUUAAUAAGCAAUUCAAAUUUAGAAAAAUCAGAUGAAAAACUUUUGGAAGACAGUUCAUUUGAUGGUAGUUUAAAUUUAUCGGAUACUGAGGAACUUGGUUGGAAGCGUAGAAGGAAAGGUGGAUCAUUUCAAGAAGAUGAAUAUGAUAAUGCUACAUCAAACUUGAGUAAUUGGUUAAAGAGGACCAAAAAAUUGCUCGAUGAACCUUUAGAAGUUGAAGAGCAAGCAGCUUUGUAUGAAGAUAUUAUGUCUGAAAUUGACAGUCAAAAAUCUCAGUUAGAUUUUGCUAGUAAAUUUAUUACAUCUAGUGAAAGUAAUAAUACUCCAUUUCCUAAACUUGAUCACUAUAAUACAUUGUGUGCCGAAUUUAGUGAUUUGGAAACUGCUUUAAUUACAUUCAAAAGUAAAAUAAAAUAUAACCUUGAAAAAAAACAGACAUCAAAAGAAAUGAACAAUUUAAAAUUAAUAUUUGACGGUUAUGCUAAAUGGCUAGAUAGUGGAAAUUGUACAUUUGAACAAAUAAAGGUAAAGUUAAAAUCAUUAAAAUCUCUUGAAGAUCGUAUUACUAAUCUACAUACACAUAGUAAACUGUUGGAUUCCAAUGACUCUAUAAGAAAUGAAGUUGAAAAAUGUUUAUCUAGUUGGAAUACUUUAAAUGAAAAAUUUUCUACUUAUGAAAUACAAGCAAAAUUAUCACAAGAAACUAAUUCUAACACAAAGUUUAAAGAAUCAAAAGAAGAGCUUACUGGCUGGAUUAAUAAAUUGGAAGGAGUAUUAUUAGGUGAACCGGUUCUAAUGAAUUAUUCAAAUGUUUUGACAAAUCAAUUAGAACAAUUAAAAGAAAUGCAGAAGUCGAUAAAUGACCGCCGUGAUACUUUAGAAAUGGUAAAUACACUCGGGCAAGACAUUUUAGAAAAGAUAAAUAGUGAAGUAGCUGCAGAAAGAUUGACUGAAGACCUUCAAGAUUUAAAUACAAGAUGGAGUGAUAUUCCAGUUUUGUUAGAUGAACGCAUUUUAAAGUUACAAAAAGAUUUGAUUUUAGUCCUAGAAUUAGAAUCUAAUUUUAGAACAUUAGAAGAUCUAAUGGAACAAAGUGAAGAUCUAUUCAAUUAUUAUAAUUCUCAAAGUGAUCAACCAGAUUUAAAAAUGAUAAAUGAUGUCUGUGAUUCUGUUUCUCAAUUAUACGAGAAACUGCAUGGUGAUAUGAUAAAUAUAUUUGAGUCAUCUGUGGAUCCAAAAUUUAAGCUGGAUAUGAAUCAGAAAUUAGAGUCUAUUAAAGAAAAGUUAAAUACAAUUGUAAAAUUUAAAGAAGAUAUUGCCAUCGAAGGAUUAAAAACAAUAGAAAAAGAUUUUACUGAUGUAAAAAAAUGUGUGUCUGAAGUUGAAAAAAGUCAUUCAUAUCGAGAGAAGGAUCCUGUAGGUUCAGCUGGUGAACUUAUAAAAUUAAAGAAUAAAUAUCAUACUCUACAUGACAAACUUUUGGAAAAAAAACCAAAGUUAGAAAAACUUGAACUCAGUGAAGAUGAUGAUGUAAAAAUGUUAGUUUUAAAGUGGAAUAAAGUGCUUGAUGGUGUGCAGUUGAUAAAAAACCGUUUACAACAAGAUGUACAACUUCACUCUGAGUUUAAAGUUUUAAUGUCUCAAGAAAAUGUUUGGCUUGAUAAAUUAGAUAAAUGUCUAAAAAAAAGUGUUAAAACUAUAGCAACUGACGCAGAAGAAAUAUCUGAAGAACUUGAUGACUUAGAAAACUGUCUCAGAAAUCAUCCAGAAUCUAGGGUUGAUCGAUUAAAUGAAAUUGGUGCUAUUUUGUCUGAUCACAAUGUAAUGGCAUCUAGUAUAAAAGUAGAUUUAGCAAAAGUUACAUCACGCUGCAAAAAACUUACAACUCAAGCAGAAGAAAAAGUUCAACGUUUAGAAGAAAGCAUUGAACAAACUCAAAAGUCUGAAAAUUGCAUUGCUGAGUUUCAACAAUGGCUUGAAACUACUGAUCAACAACUUACAUCUCGUAUUCAAAAUGAUUUUUCACCACAAGAUUUACCUAAUGAUGUUGAAAGAUUAUCAAAUGAAUUCCAAAACCAAGCUAAACUUUUACACGAUAUGGAGGAACAAAUUUGCAACUACGAAAUAGCAAAUAAAAAAGAAGUAGCAAAUCGUUUGAAAGAUCAACUGUCCUUAUUAAAAAAACGUUUCUAUCAGCUAGAAGAGAAGUUUGAAAGAUAUCAAUCUCCUGGAGAUUUACCAACUCGUGUUACUAGAGUGUUGAGAGAAUUACAAUCCAUUGAAAAUACUAUUUGUCUUUUAGAGCUGGCAUCAGAUGAUCCUGAUAGUAUUAAAGGGCAAUUAGAACAAUGUUUGAAAACGAAUUCUGCAUUAGAAAGCUUAAAAAGUGAAGUAGAAUUUGUGAUAAAUUCAAAUGAAAAUUGUGAAAACCAACUUCAACUAGAAACUAUAAAACAGUUGUACUCAAAAUUGGUGAUUGAUAUUUAUGACACCAAAUCUAAGCUUGAAAAAGGAUUAAAUGCUUUGGAUUUUCUUGACACUAAUAUUAAUAAUAUGUCUAACUGGUUGACUAAGGUGGAACAAAGAUUAGAUGAGUUUGAAAAUAUUCAAUUACCUGAAAAAAAUGUAGAAGCCAAAAUUAAAUUUAGCAAACACAUGUUAGACAAAGAAAUUGAAAAUUGGGAAAAAGUUAAAAAUUCAAUUUAUACUCGUUAUACUGAAUUUAAAUCACUCAAAGAUCCUUUGUGUGAAGAUGAUAUAUACUGUGAACGUAUUGAUAUAAUUUCUAAUAGAUGGACAUUAGUUCUAGAAAGGCUUCAUAAUAAUUCAACACAACUGAAGGAUAUAUCUACAAUAACGACUAGUGCAAAAUUAGAAUCGUCUGAUAAAUCCACAAUAUAUAAAGAAACAUGUGUACCUGAAAUUACAAUUACUGAAGAAGAAGGCAAGGAAUAUAUGGAGUCCUUAGAAGAAGAAAAAAAUCUUACUGAUCCUGACUGUGUUAAAGAGAACAAAAUGCAUCAGACUACUAUAACUCCACGGCAAAGUUCAAAAUCUGAUAAUCACGAAAAAUUUGUAAUGAAUAAUAAGGAUAUAAAAUCAUUACAAAUUAUUGAAGCUGUUCCUGAAGAUAAUGAUAGUUUUGAUGGCAGUGAUAAAGAAACUGACGAUGCAGUAUUAUUUUCAGAAGAUGAAGGACUCAAUGAUAAGUAUCCAGACUCUAGUUCAUCUGAUGAAGAACUAUUAACAAAGGGUAUUUCAUUUACAAGUAUUAAGCAAAAAAUUGAAAAUUUAACCUCUCCGAAAUCACCAAAUAAAUCAGUAACUAAAAACAUAGAUGUAGAUAUAACUAAAAACAUAGAUGUGGAUAUUGAAAAAUAUGAAAAUGAAGCAAAACAAAUGUUAGCUAGAAUGGAACUUACUUUAAAAGACCUUCGACAAUUAAAUACAGAAUCAGAUCCAAAUAAGCGUUUUGAGUCUAUUGAACAAGAAGUUAGUAAUAUAGCACCAGAUGCAGCUACAUUAAUUAGCAAAGGUGAUAGUCUUAUAUUAGCAAGUCAUACAGGAGAUCCCUCCAAAGCAAACACUUUGUGUACUUUAAUUCAAGACAGACUUAGAGUAAUGUGGACACAUAUCAUGUCAGAAAUAGAGAUUGUUAAACUUCAAACACAAGUGUUAAAGAAACAAGUGGAAUCUUUAAAUAAAAUAACUCAAGAUAUUGAAAACUGGAUUAACCAUAAGCAUAAUAAUUCAGAGGUAUUUGAACGAGAAAUUAAUAACAAAUAUGCUAAUUUAUUAGAAAUGGAUGAGAUAAUAUUAGAUAUUGAAGCAUUGUGUUAUGAUAAAGAUGCUGUUAAUAAAAUGCGAUUGAAAAUAGUUGAACUUAAAAAUAAGUUAAAUAAAUUAAGUCCCUUAUCUCAACAACAAAAUGUCAAUGUACCUGUUGAAGUGUUAUCUGAUAUAAAUGAGACAAGAAAAAAUUUAGGUUCUUUAUUAAAACAGUUAAAUUUAAUACCAUUGUCAAAUAAUUCAGUUGCUCUUCAAAAUUCUAAGAUUGAAGAUAUUCAAAGUAAAACUGAAGUUUUAAAAAAAUCUAUUGAAAAGUUGAGUUCAAAAAAUACUAAUGAUGAAGUAUUUGUGCAACGAAACAUUGAAAAAAUGCAGGAGACUUGGGAAUUACUUAAUAAGUGUGUGAUUGAAAGGACAGGACAAUUAUCUAGUAUACAAACAGAAGUUACCAACUUACAACAAAGCGGUAAAGAACUUUCUGAAUGGUUAGCAGAAAUUGAAAGUGAUAUGGAAGAAAAUAAUUUGACAUUGACAUUACAAGAGAAAAAAAAUAAGCUGCACAAUUUAGAAAAACGAGUGUCAUCUAGACAUAGAACAGUUAUAAGUUUUCUAAAUUGUUCACGAACUUUGUGGUCACACUCAGACAGUUUCCAAUCAGAAGUUGAAAGCCUAAGAUUAAGAUGGCAAGUAGUUUUAAAUAAGCUGACAACGCAACGAGAAAGAGUGAAUGAAAUGGAAAAAUCUAAAUCUGAUUUUUCAAAUGUCAUAUCAGCUACCAAAUUUACUAUUGAUCAAACUUUAAAUGUGCUUCAAUCUACACAAGCUAAUCCUUCUGAGGUUGAUUCACUGAAUUCAAAAAGUAUUUUAUUGAAGUCCAAAGAAUUAGAAUUGCUAACUCGAAGAAAAGAAUUAGAUUCUAUUAAUUCAAAAAAAUUGAAACAACCAAAUGAUCUUGAAUCAAUUAAAUCGCUUCUUGAUAAGGUUAUAUCUGAUUUGUCUGAAAAUUUAGAAUGUUUAAAUGGAAAAUUAAAUGCUUUAAACAAAUUUAUAAGUCAACUAAAAGAGUUAAACAGUUGGGUUAUGAUAAAAAAAACAGAAGCAGAAGAAUUUCAUACAAAACCCAUUUCAGAGAGAAAAUUAGCAACUGUGAAAUUACAAUCAAACUUAUCAGAGCGAAAUUCUGAAGUAAAAGAUAUAUUAGAAAAUUUUACAAAUAUGGAAAAACAAUGUGAAGGAAUUGGUCAACCAGUAUCUGUAGAUUUACAAGAUAUAGUUAAAAAUCUUAGAGACAAUUGGAAUUAUUUACAAAAUUUAAAUGAAAAUAUUUUGAAAGAACCAUCUGUUACAUCUAUUGAAAUAAAAAAAGCAGAAGAAAAUUGGAAGAGUCUAACAAAAAAUGCCUCCGAAGUACAUCCCCGUUCAAGUUUACGAUCUCUAUCUCCAGUCAAUUCAUCAGAUGCCCUUCUCAAUUUAUUAGCUAGUUUUGAUAAAUCAAUUCUUCAGAUUUGUGAUUGGUUAGCUUUAGAAGAAAAGAUGCUGCGUCAACAAUCAGUUACGGUUGGGGAUGUCGAUGAUAUACUUCAAUUAAUUGAUAAACAAAAGAACGUAUUGCGAGAGUUGGAACAAAAAAAACCUCAACUAGAUGAACUAGUUCAUACUGCUGAAAACCUUAAAGCUGAUUCAAAUCGACAACAAUUACAUGGCAAAGUAACUAAAUUGCGUGAACAUUGGGAUGAAACAAAUAAUAAAGUAAUGCAACGUAAAACUGAAUUAAAUGCAAUGUUAAGUGAUAGCCAACGUUACGAAACAAAAAAGAUGGAAAUAGAUACUUGGUUGACUAGAAUGGAAAGUAGACUACAGCGAAUGAGUUCAGUCGGUAAUACAGCUGAUGUACUAGAUGCACAACAGAGAGAACAAAAAUCAUUCCAUGUUGAGUUACAUCAAUACAAACACCAGAUUGAUUUAUUUAAUCAACUCACACAAAAAUUAAUUGCAGUUUAUCAAAAUGAUGAUACUUCCAAAAUUAAAAAAUUAACUGAACAAGUACAUCAAAGAUUCCAAAAUCUUAAUACAAACAUUAUAAGCCGAGGAAAAGUAUUGCAUUCCGCUAUAAACUCCUUACAAAAUUUAGACAAAUCUUUCGACAACUUUUUAGGAUGGUUGUCUGAAGCAGAAUCAUCUAUGGAAACAAUUGAAGCAGAAUUUGAUAGAUGUAAUACACUCAAACGAGAAAACACAACAGCAAUGAACCAACUAAAGGAAUUACAGCAAGAAAUGGAAACGAAAAGUCAAUCAUUAAACUCACUUGAUACUAGUGGAAGAAAACUUCUAGGUAGUCUGUCAUCACAGGAAGAUGCCGUAAUGCUUCAAAGACGGUUAGAAGAAAUGAAUCAGCGUUGGAACCAGCUGAAAAAUCGUUCUGUGACUAUUAGAAAUCGAUUAGAAAAUAAUACAGAACAUUGGAAUACUCUUUUAUUGUCCCUAAGAGAGCUCGUCGAAUGGGUAAUUAAAAAGGACACAGAAAUUUCAAGUUUUGGUCCUUUAGGCAACGAUUUGGCCACAUUACAAAAGCAACAGGAUGAUCAUAGAGGGUUUCGUAGGCAAUUGGAAGAGAAGAGACCAGUUAUUGAUUCUAACCUACGUAGCGGUCGCCAAUACAUUAACAAUGAAUCACAAAUUGCAUCAGUCGUAAAAAAUGAAGAAAUUAAUAACACUGGAGAUUCUAGAGGAUAUCGUAGUGCUGAAGAACAAGCUCGCGAUUUAACAAUAAGUUUAAAACGUGAAGUUUCACGUGUAUCUGAACAAUGGAACUCUUUAUUACAACGUUCUGAUCAGUGGCAACGAAGCCUAAAUGAUUCAAUCAAGAAAAUGCAAGUUUUUCAGAAAAGCUUAGAAGAUUGUACAUCAAAAUUAGCUAGUGUUGAGGCCAUGUUUAAAUCAUGGCCAGCAUCAAGCACUAAUGACUCCACUAAAGGUCUUCAAGAGCUAAGGCAAUUUGGAGACAGAUUAAAUCCUGUACAGCGGUUAUUAGAGGAAGUUAAUGAUCAAGCUAGCUUACUUGCAUCAAACAAUGUAACAAUAUGUGUUUCCAAUAAAAAUAUGUUACAGGACAUAAAUAAUAGAUGGAAAAAUUUACAAUUAGCUAUGGAUGAUAGGUAUAAACAAAUUUGUGAUACUGGGAAAAACACAAUUAACAAUAGUAAUAGAGCUUCGCCUGCCAGCCAUAGUGAGGCAUCCACUUCUUUAUUAUUGAGUGGAUCAGUAGAGCCUCCAUGGAAACGUGAAAUAACUCCAAAUAAAGUUCCUUAUUAUAUUAACCAUCAAUGUGAAUCUACAAAUUGGGACCAUCCAAAAAUGAUUGAACUAAUGUCUUCUCUGUCAGAAUUUAAUGAUGUAAGAUUUUCUGCUUACCGAACUGCUAUGAAAUUACGUACAGUCCAGAAACGCAUGUCUCUGGAUUUGUUGACAUUGGAAGCUGCUUUGGAAUCAUUUGAUAAUCAUGGUCUACGUGCUCAAAAUGACAAAUUAAUUACCGUAUCAGAAAUGCUAACCAUUCUAGGUUCUAUUUUUGAUACAUUAGCAUCUCAACAUCCUUCUUUAGUACAUGUUCCUCUUUGUCUCGACCUAUCUUUGAAUUGGCUAUUAAAUGUUUAUGACAGCCAACGUACAGGUCAAAUCCGUGUAUUAUCAUUUAAAGUUGGUCUAGUAUUAUUAUGUAAAGGACAUUUAGAAGAAAAAUAUCGUUAUUUAUUCAGAUUAAUAGCUGAUCCAAAUAGACAAGUAGAUCAACGUAAAUUAGGUCUCUUGUUGCAUGAUUGCAUUCAAUUACCACGUCAAUUGGGUGAGGUAGCAUCAUUUGGUGGUUCUAAUAUUGAACCAUCUGUUCGAAGUUGUUUCCAAAAAGCUGGAAAAGAUAAAUCCGUUAUUGAAGCUAUGCACUUCUUAGUUUGGUUACAACAAGAACCACAGAGUAUGGUAUGGUUAGCCGUGCUACAUAGGCUAGCUGAAGCUGAAUCAGCAAAACAUCAAGCAAAGUGCAACAUUUGCAAAACAUAUCCUAUAAUUGGUUUCAGAUAUCGGUGCUUAAAAUGUUUUAAUUUUGAUAUGUGUCAAUCGUGCUUCUUUUCUGGUCGUAAAGCCAAACACCACAAACUUACUCAUCCAAUGCAAGAAUAUUGUACUACAACAACAUCCGGUGAAGAUGUUAGGGACUUCACACGUGCUCUUCGUAAUAAAUUCAAAUCAAAACGUUAUUUCAAAAAGCAUCCACGUGUUGGAUAUUUACCUGUUCAAUCAGUAUUAGAAGGUGAUGCAUUAGAGAGUCCUUCUCCAUCACCGCAACAUUCUAAUACUCCUUCUACUAUACCUGAUGUUCACAACCGCUUAGAGAUGUAUGCUUCACGUCUAGCUGAAGUUGAAUAUAGGGCACGAAGCAACUCUACUCCAGAUUCUGAAGAUGAACAUCAUUUAAUUGCCCAGUAUUGUCAAUCUUUAAAUGGUGGAUCGGAAACAUUGCCAUCUGUACCUAGGAGUCCAGUUCAAAUAAUGGUGGCAAUUGAUGCUGAUCAGCGACACGAGUUAGAAGCUAUGAUAAAAGAAUUAGAAGAUGAAAAUACACACUUGCAAGAAGAAUAUGAAAAACUAAAAACUGGAACUGGAAGUAAAGGGUCUUACAAUAUUAUACCCAAUAAUAAUGGUGAAGUCGAUAUGGUAUCCGAGGCAAGAAUGUUACGUCAGCAUAAGGGCCGCCUUGAAGCACGCAUGCAAAUAUUGGAAGAUCAUAACAGACAAUUAGAAGCACAAUUACAAAGACUUAGACAACUAUUAGAAGAACCAGCAACAUUCCAAACAAGGUCAGUGACAGCUUCUCAAUUAGCUUGUGAUUCUCCUUUGCAAAAUCCUUCUGACAAAUCAGGAAAUUGGUCAGAAAACAAUAGCCGUAAUACUUUGGAGAGACCACCUCCUCCACCAAUUUCGGCAUCUCAUCAUGCUGUUGGUAACUUACAUCAUAUGGCAGGUGAUCUAGGUAAAGUUGUUACUGAACUUGUAACUGCCAUGACAACAGACGAACAUGAAAAUUAAAGAGUAUAUUAUGACAUAGUAGUACAAUAUGAAUAGUAUUAUUAUUAUUAUUAUUAUUAUUUGUUAAAUAUGUAUGUUAUAAUUAUAAUAUGUACUUACAUAUCAAAAUUUUGAUGAAUUCUAUGGUAGGAAUGUUUGUAAAAUAACUUGUUUACCAACAUAUUUUUGAGUAUUUAAUUUCAUAGUAUUAAAAAUGAUAGUUUUGUAGUGAUAUAAGAUAAAUUUCACUAGUUUUAUAUAAAAAAAGUUAUUUUCAGUGAGAACAGUUAUAUAUUUUCUGUAUACAAAUCUUAGUAUUUUUAAUCAAUAGAUGUAUAAUUGUAAUUUUUGUUUGCUACAAAAUUGAGAUCAAAAAUAAUUUUCAUCUUUACAUUGUUCUUGAAAACCUAUUUAAUGUUGAUGUAGUAACAAAUAAGUAUUAAAUCACUCAUCAUUUUAAAUUAAAACUAUGAGUUUUAUUACACAAAAUUACAAAAUAUCAAAUUACACAAAAUUAGUAUUUUUUAUAAUUACAUUUUAAUACAUUAUUUUAGUGUAUAUUUAUACAUCAGUUAUUAAUCAGUUAUGUGCCAUUACUUUUUUUCUUUUCAAGACAAAUUUAUUAUAAUUUUAUCUUUCCUAUUUUAAAUUUAUAUUUUAUUUUAGUUUAUCAUAAUUUUAUCGCUGUUAAUAAUAUCAAUAAUGUAAAUACAGGUGUUUAUUGUUAAAAUGUGAUGAACAAUUUCAAAUUUUAGGGUCAAAAGUUGCAUAGUGUAAUUUCACUGUAGAUCCCACUACCUAACAUAUCAAAAGUUAUAUCUUAAAAAUAUCUUUAUUUAAUUUUUUUAUUUUUUCAUUACAAAUAUAAAACUAGAACUCGCAUUUUUAAUUAAAAUAAUAUUUGAUAAUAAAUAUAAUUAUUACAUUUUAAUAUAAGGACAAUCACAAUUUUGUACGAUUUCCCAUACAUAUUGUAUGUAGUUACUUAUAAGUGUUAUAUGAUAAUAAUUAAUAAUAUUAUGCUAUAUACCUACAUUACAAUUAUAGUAGGCAAAUUUUUUUUGUUUUUUAAUUUUUUUUUUUUUUUUUGUUUAUUUUAUUCAAACGUUUAAUACAUUAUUAAUUUUGAUUUAUUUAUAAUUUGGUUAAGAGGUUAAAAACUUAAUAUCAUUCAUAAUUAUAUAAUUAAUGUUAUAUUGUAAUUAUUAUUAUUAUUAUUUAACUUAUUUUUAAAUAGGAAACUAUAUAG